AUGCAUUUCUUUCUAUUCGUCGUUGUCGUGUCGUUCACCCUAUCAUCCAUUAUCGAUAGCGCUUAUUCAUGGCAUAAGCCAGUGAAUGAUACGAUUAUAAUUGAUAAAAGAACGAAAUUGCUCGUAGAAAAAAUCGGUAAACUUCUGUAUCUGACGGAAACAACAGGCAUUGCGAUCACGAUUCCGAUUUUUCAAUUUGGCUGUGAUUUGCUUCCUCCAAAAUUUUACCGAAAAUUAAAAAUAUGUACCGAUAAUAAUAGUCCUGCUGUUAAAAAGAACUUAGCAAAAUCAACCGACCAACAAAACUCUGAAAUUCUUCUGACUAUGGCCAAUUCAUCGAAAAAAUCGUUCAACGACCGGUUUAUGGAUGCUUGGGAUAAUAUUGAUUCAAAACGUGCAUUAGUACGGAACAAACGACAGGGUAUAGAAUAUUUUAGUCUUGGUACAAGUGUCGUGGCACUAGGUACGUCAGCAUAUAAUUCGAUCCAAAUAUCAAGUAUAAAAGACACACAACAGCAGUUAUUAGAUCAUAUUUUAUCUGAUGAUAAAAUUUUACAAUCAACAGUGGCAAAUCUCGUGUCAUUAGCGGAUACUGGAAAUGCCAUUGUUGAAGAACUGAAUCAAACACGUCAUUCAAUGACAAUCCUGCAAGAUCGACUAGUCUAUUUUUAUAAUCACAUGAAGACACUUCAAAACGUAGUCAAUAUUGUCGUACAACAAUCACUACCAACAAUUGAAAAUGAAAUAUAUUAUGAUAAAAUUCACCAAUCAUUAGAUGAUUUGGUAAAUGGGAAAAAAAAUUUUGAUUAUCUAUCUCGUGAUGAACUGCGCCAAGUAGUUAAUACACUAUUUCAACGAUCAGACAAAAUCCUUGCACUGUUUGAUAUGCCUUUAAUGACACUUAUUAAUCGUCUAAUUGCAUCACAGUCAUUUUACUUUGUGUUAAAUACAGAUAACGGUACCAACGGCAAUAAUCCUAAAACUCCAAAUGGUGACAUACCAGUGAUAUAUUUUCUUGGAAAGUUGAUUAUAUCGAAUGUUGUAUUUAUUCCCCGUGCUUAUCCAUAUAUUGUCAUAUACUGCCAUAUAUUCUGGGCAAGAACAAUUCUGCUGCAGACUAUCUUUUCAGAUGGCAAACACUAG
Molecule: messenger RNA, 1143 nt
Organism: Didymodactylos carnosus
Lineage: Eukaryota; Metazoa; Rotifera; Eurotatoria; Philodinida; Philodinidae
Source: the annotation of a GenBank genome assembly